AUGGAGAAACGUGUCAGAAUAUGGACGCUUGGAUCCCUUGCGGGUGUCUUCAGCACUGCCAGCAGCAUUGUGAACCUCAUUGUCGCUCUCAACAUCACCGUGCUGCCGGCUUUACGAAUCCUAUUGUUUGUCAGUUUCGGUAUUAGCCUGCUGAAUCUGGCAAACCUUGCCUAUUUCGCAACAUUCUAUGUCAGGGUCCUGAACAGCCAUCCAGUUUUCUCGAAGGCGAAAACAUGGAGUUGCCUCACCGCCGGCACAAUUGCUGCUGCAGUCAGCGUGGCCGUCCCCGGUGCAGCAUUGGUCUGGCUGGCCUUGAGGCAUAGCGAUCUUCCGCAGAAGAUUCUAGAUGCGGCUCCGUUCACACUGCUCGGAAUCAGCCUAGGGACUUGGGCGGCUUCAGCUCUUUCGCAGCUUAUUCUCUACUGUAUGUUUUGGUUGUGGACCAAGAGCGCGCUUAAGACACGACGGAAAAGCAGAUUGGACAUGGAUUUCGGUAUCAGAGCAACAUCCGUGUCGAUGAUCAGAAGACCCAGUACUCAGCAUACGAGUGUAUCUUUCGGCUCGCAAGAUCCCACGGUGAACUCACCACCGAGAACUCCGAUCUCAAAAGCAACGUCCAGUCUACAAGGAUCUUCCUCGACGAAAGUCGGGCCUGGGUCAUCCCGAACCAAGCUUAUUCGACAUUCUAAUCACUCAUCAUUCGAAGGUAGACCUUUCCCUGCGGGAGAGGCCAUGAGCAUCGAUAGUGCAUUCGGCAAUUGGGACACCUCUUCUGCUCAUCACGAGAUGCGGGCUGUCAUACCCUCGUCCCCCCCUGUCGCUCGGACAGGGCUAGAGACAAUACCGGGUAGCAGGUCGGAGUCCCCGGCCAAUGGCUUGGACGGGCCAUUCGUUCCAGAAACUCCCGUGUCAAGCUCGCCACAUGCAACAACGUCUGACUCGGUGACCAUGAUCGGCUGGAGCUCUUCUCCAAGAGAGCCCAAAUCAUCCCCACCAUCGAGUCCCCCAAAUUUCUCCCGACCAACAUCUUCACCGUACCGCAAACCUCCUCCGAGUUUCGAACGGUUCGAUCCUGCCAUGCAUGAGCUGGUCCAUCCGUUGUUCCGACCAAAUAGCCCUCGGCCGCCUCCUGUCCCCCUUGGAGGGACAGCAAUCACCGUGUCGCCGUUGGCAGAUCAUUUGAUCUCUCCCAGCACGCUGACGGUGCAUCGCAAAGCAAUGCCCAGUAUUGCCGGAUCGGAGACACAGAGUGUGGAUGACUCCGUACCGGACAGUCCCACUCUCGGCAGUCCUUCUCUUGGAAGUCCUGGGCCGUCGAUUGUUGAUGAUGAUGAGCUACCUCCUAUACUCCCUGGGUUUGUGCUAUCGGCCGGGUCGCGCACUAGUCUGGUGGGAUACGGGAAACGAAAAGGAUUCAGACAAGAUCGCCCCAAGUCCCAUUUAUCGAGUGGAAAUCGCUUGAGUGGGCAUUUGAUCUGA
Molecule: messenger RNA, 1479 nt
Organism: Capronia epimyces CBS 606.96
Lineage: Eukaryota; Fungi; Ascomycota; Eurotiomycetes; Chaetothyriales; Herpotrichiellaceae
Exons: 1
Coding region: 1-1479 (492 amino acids)
Source: RefSeq, a predicted model, not a curated record